AUGUUCUUGAACACAGCUUCUCCCCGGAGGUCGUUCAGCAUCCCCAUUAACAUCAACCUGCAGGGUGCUCGCAGGAGGCAGACACGGGAGCUCCUCCACACCGCAGCGGCACAGGAGCAGGAAUGGAGCAGAGGGGGGGAUAGACGUGGAGGGCAGCGAGCUCGGUCCCAGAUGCCGGUGUCGAAUGUUGGGGAGGACAGAGCCAUCCUGCUGGGCUUCGCCAUGAUGGCCUUCUCUGUGCUCAUGUUCUUUGUGUUCGGCAUCACUAUGGUCAAACCCUUUGUUAACAGUAACUGGGAUGAGGCCAGCUGUGUGCUGGUGCAGGCCGACAUCCUGAAGGAGUGGGUGGACUGCAGAGGUGUGAGCGCUGUGCCGUGCCUCAGGGCGAUGGUUAACCUCCUGGGCUCCAAUCAAAGUGCUUUCCUACACUUUGACGAAGAAUCGGUCCUUCUCGCUCCUGAGUGUUUCUACAUACCCAAAUGUCGGAUGGAUAGAGAAGAUCUUCAAGCUGAAGUCCAGAGAGUGAAAAAAACCUUGGACACUCAGCUGGGGAUCACCUCAUUGUGCUACACUGACCGCAUGGGGCACCCCAGGGAUGUCAUCUUAAGAAGGAAGUACACGUUGAAGAAGGCCCUGUUUGCACUGCUGUGGCCCUGUGUGAUGCUGGGCGGUGGAGCUCUGCUGGUGGGCCUCGUGAAGUUGACACAGUGCUUAGCUCAUCUGUCCUAUGCGAUGUGCAAAGAGACUGCAGGGAGCAGGCUGACUUCAAGAUACACACAGGGCAAAUUGUAUAAGCUCCUCCGGAGGUCCAGCAUGCAGUCGCCCUCUUGA
Molecule: messenger RNA, 831 nt
Organism: Xiphias gladius (swordfish)
Lineage: Eukaryota; Metazoa; Chordata; Actinopteri; Istiophoriformes; Xiphiidae
Product: calcium-activated potassium channel subunit beta-3
Exons: 4
Coding region: 1-831 (276 amino acids)
Biological process (GO): detection of calcium ion; potassium ion transport
Cellular component (GO): membrane; voltage-gated potassium channel complex
Molecular function (GO): calcium-activated potassium channel activity; potassium channel regulator activity
Source: RefSeq, a predicted model, not a curated record